Molecule: messenger RNA, 504 nt
Organism: Staurois parvus
Lineage: Eukaryota; Metazoa; Chordata; Amphibia; Anura; Ranidae
Source: the annotation of a GenBank genome assembly
AUCAAGCACCUAGGCAUGCAGACUGCUUCUACAAACAUUUGUGAAAGAAUGUGUCGCUCUCAGGAGUUCAGUAAAUUCAAGCGUGGUACCGUGAUAGGUUUCCACGUGUGCAAUAAGUCCAUAAAAUCCAUGAAAUUUCCUACUAAAUAUUCCAGUAGUAUAACAAAGUGGAAGCAACUGGGAACAACAACAACUCAGCCACGAAGUGGUCGUCCACGUAAAACGACAGACUGGGGUUAGCACAUGCUGAAGCGCACAGUGCUCAGAAGUCGCUAACUGUCUGCAGCCAAUAGCUAAAGACCUCCAAACUUUGUGUGGCCUUCAGAUUAGCACAACAGUACAUAGAGAGCUUCAUGGAAUGGGUUUCCAUGGUUGAGCAGCUGCAUCCAAGCUUUACAUCACCAAGUGCAAUGCAAAGCAUCAGAUGCCGUGGUGUAAAGCACACCACCACUGGACUCUAGGCAACAGUACUUGCCUGACUGCAUUGUGCUAGGUGUAAAGUUU